Molecule: messenger RNA, 10461 nt
Organism: Bombina bombina (fire-bellied toad)
Lineage: Eukaryota; Metazoa; Chordata; Amphibia; Anura; Bombinatoridae
Gene: KIF1A
Product: kinesin family member 1A
Biological process (GO): microtubule-based movement
Molecular function (GO): microtubule motor activity; ATP binding; microtubule binding
Source: RefSeq, a predicted model, not a curated record
AUGGCGGGAGCGUCAGUGAAAGUCGCAGUCAGAGUGCGACCAUUCAACUCACGUGAAAUUGGGAAGGAUUCAAAAUGUAUCAUCCAGAUGUCCGGGAACACAACGACAAUCAUCAACCCAAAACAGCCGAAGGAAACACCUAAAAGCUUCAGCUUUGACUAUUCCUACUGGUCCCACACUUCCGAUGAGGACAGUCAGUUUGCCGGGCAGCAGCAGGUAUACCAUGACAUUGGGGAGGAGAUGCUGCUCCAUGCCUUUGAGGGAUACAAUGUCUGUAUCUUUGCCUAUGGGCAAACAGGUGCUGGGAAAUCUUACACCAUGAUGGGCAAACAGGAACCCGGACAAGAAGGCAUUAUACCACAGCUUUGUGAAGAUCUUUUCUCUCGGAUCAGCGACACAACCAAUGACAACAUGUCAUACUCUGUGGAGGUCAGCUACAUGGAAAUAUACUGUGAACGUGUUCGAGACCUGCUGAACCCUAAGAAUAAGGGGAACCUGCGUGUGCGUGAACAUCCUCUCCUGGGACCUUAUGUGGAAGAUCUGUCCAAGUUAGCGGUCACCUCUUUUAAUGACAUCCAGGAUCUUAUGGAUUCAGGCAACAAAGCCAGGACAGUAGCUGCUACAAAUAUGAAUGAAACAAGCAGUCGCUCUCAUGCAGUAUUCAACAUCAUCUUCACACAGCGGAGGAACGACUCUGAUAAUGAGACAAGCACGGAAAAGGUCAGUAAGAUCAGCCUUGUGGAUCUUGCUGGAAGUGAAAGAGCUGACUCCACUGGAGCAAAGGGUACAAGGCUAAAGGAAGGUGCCAACAUCAACAAAUCUCUCACUACAUUGGGAAAAGUGAUUUCUGCACUUGCUGAAAUGGACUCUGGAACGAAUAAGAACAAAAAGAAAAAGAAGAAUGACUUCAUCCCAUACCGAGAUUCUGUGCUCACCUGGCUCCUGAGAGAGAACUUAGGUGGAAACUCUCGAACUGCCAUGGUGGCUGCCCUGAGCCCUGCAGACAUCAAUUAUGAUGAGACUCUCAGUACCUUGCGGUAUGCUGAUCGCGCCAAACAGAUCCGUUGCAACGCUGUUAUCAAUGAGGAUCCAAAUAACCGCCUGAUCCGUGAACUUAAAGAUGAGGUGCAACGUCUGCGGGAUCUGUUGGGAGCUCAAGGCUUGUCUGACAUUAUAGACACCGUCAAUGCCCUGACGGGUAUGAGCCCUUCGUCUUCCAUGUCUGGUUUAUCCAGCCGAGCCGCAUCUGUCUGCAGCCUGCAUGACCGUCUGGCAUUUACUCCUGGCAGUGAAGAGGCUAUUGAAAGACUCAAGGAAACAGAAAAGAUUAUUGCUGAGCUGAAUGAAACAUGGGAAGAGAAACUUCGCAGGACAGAGGCAAUUCGCAUGGACAGGGAAGCUUUGCUAGCAGAAAUGGGUGUGGCGAUGAGGGAGGAUGGAGGAACCCUUGGGGUCUUUUCACCUAAGAAGACUCCUCACCUUGUCAACCUCAAUGAGGACCCUCUAAUGUCUGAGUGCUUAUUAUAUUACAUCAAGGAUGGUAUCACUAGGGUUGGACGUGAGGAUAUAGAGAGGAGGCAGGACAUUGUGCUGAGUGGACACUUCAUCCGGGAUGAACACUGUGUUUUCCGAAGCCAUAUGAUGGCAUGUGGUUCAGUGGUUGUGACCCUGGAGCCCUGCGAGGGCGCUGACACAUAUGUCAAUGGGAAGAAGGUGACAGAGCCGUGUGUGCUGAGAUCUGGGAAUCGUAUUAUCAUGGGGAAAAGCCAUGUGUUCAGAUUUACCCACCCAGAACAAGCACGUCAGGAAAGGGAGCGCACUCCUUGUGCAGAAACCCCCGUGGAGCCUGUGGACUGGGCAUUUGCACAGCGGGAGCUGCUUGAGAAGCAGGGGAUUGACAUGAAGCAAGAGAUGGAGCAAAGGCUUCAAGAAUUGGAGGAGCAGUAUCGGAAGGAACGUGAAGAAGCAAAUUAUCUCCUAGAGCAACAGAGACUGGACUAUGAGAGCAGAUUGGAGGCCCUACAGAGACAGAUGGAUUCAAGAUAUUUUACUGAGGUGAAUGAGGAAGAGGAGGAACCAGAUGAUGAAGUUCAGUGGACAGAGCAGGAGUAUGACUUGGCUCUCUGGGCAUUUCGAAAGUGGAAGUGGUACCAGUUCACAUCUCUUCGUGACCAGCUGUGGGGAAACGCCAUUUUUCUAAAGGAGGCCAACGCUAUAAGUGUGGAGCUGAAGAAGAAGGUGCAGUUUCAGUUUGUUCUGCUGACAGACACUCUGUAUUCUCCACUCCCACCUGACCUGCUGCCACCUGACGCCCACUCUGAAAGAGAGAAACGCCCAUUCCCCAGAACCAUAGUGGCUGUGGAAGUUCAGGACCAGAAAAAUGGAGCAACCCACUACUGGACCCUGGAAAAACUGAGGCAGCGUCUGGACAUGAUGCGUGAGAUGUAUGACCGGGCAGCUGAACACCCUUCUGGUCUAACUGAAGACUGUGAUAACGUGGUGACGGGAGGGGAUCCUUUUUACGACCGCUUUCCUUGGUUCCGUUUGGUGGGCAGGGCCUUUGUGUACCUGAGUAACUUGCUCUAUUCUGUGCCUUUGGUUCAUCGGGUUGCCAUAGUUAGCGAGAAGGGGGAGGUGAAAGGAUUCCUCCGUGUUGCUGUGCAAGCCAUAUCAGGCCCUGAUUAUGGCUCUGUUCGACAGUCUGGAACAGCAAAAAUAUCAUUUGAUGACCAACAUUUCCAGAAAUUCCAGGCUGAGUCCUGCCCAGUGAUGACACGUUCUGGCACUUCCCAAGAAGAGCUUCGCAUUGUGGAGGGAGGACAGGGGCAGAACCCUGAUUGUGGUCCAUCUGCUGACGAGGUCAACAAUAACACAUGUGCAGCCUCCAUUCAUUCUGCACUCCUUGACAGUCCUGUGAAGACUCCCCUUGACCUGUCAGAUGGAGGAGGUCACCCACUGAAACUGGGCAGUAUCUUUACCUUUAGAGUGACUGUCCUUCAGGCUUCCAGCAUCCCUCCUGAAUAUGCAGACAUAUUCUGCCAGUUCAAUUUCAUCCAUCGUCAUGACGAGGCAUUUUCUACAGAACCCUUGAAAAAUACUGGUCGUGGGCCACCUUUGGGCUUUUACCAUGUCCAAAAUAUUGCUGUUGAGGUAACACAGUCAUUCGUGGAGUAUGUGAAGACUCAGCCAAUUGUUUUUGAGGUGUUUGGACAUUACCAGCAACAUCCAUUCCCCCCGCUGUGCAAAGAUGUACUGAGCCCUCUGCGCUCCUGCAGACGUCUCCUCCCCAGGGUCAUGCCGCUAUCCAAGCCAGUUCCUGCUACUAAGCUGACCAGACAGCGUGUUCCCAGUACCGGCCAGUGCCACUGUAAAUAUGACCUGAUGGCGUACUUCCAGAUCUGUGAGCUUGAAGCAAAUGGAGAUUAUAUACCUGUGGCAGUGGAUCAUGGAGUUGGUUUGCCCUGUCAUGGAAUGUUCCUUCUACAUCAGGGUAUCCAAAGACGUAUUUCAGUGACACUAGUGCAUGAAACUGGGGCGGAACUGAAGUGGCUGGAGGUCAAAGAACUUGUAGUGGGUCGAAUCCGGAACACUCCAGAGGCUGAUGAGUCUCUAAUUGACCCAAAUAUAUUAUCCCUGAACAUCCUGUCUGCGGGGUAUCGUCCCCCUGAGAGUAAUGACCAGUAUAACGAUUCAAAUACUGGUGGAUUUUCAGGGCUGAGGACUUUCUAUAACUUUGAAGUGGCCUGGGACAGCUCUAUGCACAACUCUCUACUGUUGAAUCGUGUCACUCCAUAUAGAGAGAAGAUCUAUAUUACUCUUUGCUACAUAGAGUUGGAGAAUUGUACACAGCCAGCUGUGAUAACCAAAGACUUCUGUAUGGUUUUCUACUCUCGGGAUGCCAAGCUCCCAGCAUGUCGCUCCAUAAGGAAUCUGUUUGGAACUGGCAGUUUUACGUGCUUCUGUAACCGUGUGAACGUAGUAUACGAACUCAGCCUGUGCCGUGUUGCAGAAGCCAGAAUGCAACGGAGACGCAGGAGGGUACUGGACACAUCAGUUGCAUAUGUACGGGGGGAGGAGAAUCUGGCAGGCUGGAGACCACGAAGUGACAGCUUGAUCCUCGACCAUCAAUGGGAGCUGGAAAAACUAAGCCUUCUCCAGGAGGUGGAGAGAACAAGGCAUUACCUGCUGUUGAGAGAAAAGCUAGAGGCCAUGCUUAGGGGAGGAACAGACACUCUCACUCCUUCUCCCAGUGAGGAGAUGUUACCCCUCAGCCCCACAUGUCAACUGGCACAGCUCACUGAGGAAGGGUCACCACAUGCAGAGGAAAACCCUCUAGAGACUGCCAGUGAGAGGCAAAAAGAACUGGCAGCUAAGUGUCUUCGCCUUCUCACUCACACCUUUAACAGAGAAUACAGUUUCAGUCACGUCUGUGUGAGCGCCAGCGAGAGCAAGUUAUCAGAGAUGUCAGUGACACUUCUAAGAGACCCUUCACUUCCUGGUCUUGGGGUCAAUUCUCUAACCCCAUCCAGCACCUGUCCAUCACUAGUAGAAGGCCGAUACUGCAGCCCCGACACUAGUCCGCAGCCUCUGUCUCGUGCUUUCAGUCCAGAGCGAGACCUCCUGAGCCCAGCAGGAGAGGUACAGAAGUCUCCCACCAGUGCAGCGAAGAGCCCCCUCAACUUGUUUGUUCCAGACAUACAGGAGAUCCGGGUCAGCCCUAUAGUGUCUAAGAAGGGAUAUCUACAUUUCCUGGAGCCACAUACAGGAGGCUGGGUGAAGAGGUACGUUGUGGUCCGACGUCCAUAUGUUUACAUUUAUAAUAACGACCGUGACCCAGUGGAGAGGGCCAUUCUCAACCUUUCCCAAGCCCAGGUGGAGUACAGUGAGGAUCAGCAGGCUAUGCUGAAGACUCCCAACACAUUUGCAGUGUGCACGCAGCACCGUGGCAUUCUAUUGCAAGCCAGCAAUGACAAGGACAUGCACGACUGGCUGUAUGCCUUCAACCCAUUACUGGCAGGCUCAAUUCGGUCUAAACUAUCUCGCCGCAGAACUGCUCAAAUGAGAAUUUAAUGGAAUCACUGCACUCUCCCCCUUUCUCAUCAACCCUUCAUAGCCUUGAUUCACCUCACAAAUCUGCACACAAGAACUGCCCCACUCCUUUGUGCUCAUCUCUGUCUCUCGGCGUGGGCUUCCUUCCUUGCACUCCAACUGUGUGAAGAUCUCCCACACUCUUUCUCUAUAGGGAAUCUCAACAUGCUGCUCUCUUGCUCUACUCUAAGAAAGUCUUCUUUUGUUUUUCUUUCUACUUCUCCUUCCAUCACACUUAAUAUAGAGGAGGUUAAUAGGGCAAUUGUCUACUGUAUCUUUAUGGGUAAAAUGAGCUGGUACAAGAUGGCAAAGGAUAUUAUGUGCAACUUUUGUUUUUAUUGAAGGCUCAACAUUGUUCCCCAGGUAUCUAAAGGGAGGAAAGUUCAACAAUUAUAAAAAAAAGGAUCAGUGAUGUUAGGCUGAUGGGGCAGACCAGUAUUACCACGCUCUGCAAAUCUGCUCUAUAGUGGUGUAGGGGUUUUGAAAGUGAUAUUUGUAGGACUGGAUUAGAAAGAUGUUAAGGAGUAAUAGGCAUAGAAAGCAGCUCAGUGUACUCAUAUAAAAUCCUCUGCUGUAUACAUAUAGUGCACUUAUCUUUGUAACAUAUUUGCACACUCCCUUGUACAUUCUCACUUUGUUGUGAUUUAAGUCAAGCUCUACUUUUACCAUGUCUGAACGCACUCAUAUUUUGGAGCUCAUAAGAGUUCAGUUGGGGUAAAGAUACAUAAACUCACUCAGGUGAGAUGACACACAAAACCUGUCACAAAGCUAGAAGAUCAAUGCAUAAUUUAAGUUUAAAAUCAUCCAUGAGACAAAUAAUGCUACUAAUAUGAUUAAAAGCACUUGUGAUCUAUUGUUUGAACCCUUUAAAUCCAGUUUAUACACAAAAAUUCGUUCAGAACAAAAAAUCAAACAGAAAAACACAAGUAUCAACACAUUAAACUCAUGAAGGACAUACGUGACACAUCUUGUAUUGAUUUAUAGAUAUUAAAACAGGCACUGGGUAGUUAGUGAGCCAACAGGUAAUAUUGAAUUACAGCAUGUUUAUUUCUUUUGUGUACUCUGUGUUGAUAUGUUGAGUUUUUGAGUUGUGGUGUUUAGUGCUAGAGUCAUGGAGCCACUACAAAGUAAUUUUGGCUGAGAAGCACCAAUAGAAUAAUUAGUUGACCAAUACAAAAUGAUUAGGGAAAAAAGUAAUAUCACCCGCUAGCCACUUUCCUUAAUGUUACUUUGUUGCUGUUUGUAGCUAUUACUACUUAAAACAUUUUCAGUCAUAAAGGAAAUUGAAAGACUCCAGCUUGACAUAUGUAUUAUAGGACUCUGGUUGUUGUACUCCAAAACAAUGAUGCAACCCAAAGAGAAUGUGUGCACCAAUAAACCAAAGAAAAAAAUACAGAGCACCACAGUUGAAGUGGGAAUUUUGCCUCCUUAUGCACUUUACAAAUGCAUCAUAAAGCGGUGUCUUGCAGACCCUUUAAACAAAACUAAGCUUCCACAAGUCAUAGCAUACCUAAGUUCUGUACAUAAUAUCAUUAAAUUAGGGUCUGUUUUAACGUGCCUCUAAGCACAGUCAUGCAGUGCUAUUGUACUGUCUGUACACUCAAUUUCUAAAAUCAAUCGUAGUAACCCUAAAAAAAUCUAUUUAGGAAAGCAUUUUCAAAAUUCCUUACAACUAAAUCUAAUUCUUAUCCUAUUUUGAUAAAAUAUUUGUAAAAUAUGCUAAAACUGCAUAACUGAAUCCCAAUUAGAGCACGUACUAUGGAAGAAUGCUUUCAUUUAAAAAAGGUUUUAUGUACCAUAAACAUGGUUCCUUUCAUCAAAGGAAACAAUAGAAUAAUGUAAUAGGAUUAAAAAAUACAUUGAGAAAGAAAUUAGGCACAAGACAUUUUAGAAGUAAAUAGUGACAGGUCAUGAAGUCGAUUUCAUAUUUCACUGUUUGUUGACAGUGGACUGCCACAAAAUGUGUUGCACCUUUUUUGGUUACCAAGGGAGUUCUGUGUCUGAAUGGACUCUUUUUUCAUGGUUGUUUUAAAGGGAAUGGGGCAUGAACUGGUCUGACUCAUACACUGGGGACCUGAAGUGAUGUAGUGAUAGUACCUCAGACCUAAUCUCAUGGUCAGUCAACCUCAGAUUAUCUGAGAUCCCAUCACACCAUACACAGGGUCAUUGGGGUGUCUGAGGCCAGCAAACCUGCAGAGCACACUGUAUUCCCUGAGACAGACCUGUCAUGCCCUUUUACUAGCACAUGAAGACAAUUGCCAGUUAAACAUAUGAAGAAAGAUUCACAGGAACUGCACAACCACAAAACACUAAAAAAAAAAACAUCUGAUAUACCAUUAAAACCCCCCCACAAUAUUUAACUCACAAUUCUUGCAUAUUAAUGUAUAUUCAAGUGAGUGUAAAUUCUUGAAAUCAUGACACAUUUGUUUAUACGUGGCCUAGACACACUGAGCUAGAUUACAAUCCAGUUGACAAUGUAACAUCUAGAUUUUACAACAAAAACUGUAUAAUAAUGGUGAUUUUUGUUAUAACCUGUUGUAAAAAACAGGGGGGGGGGGUGUAAUGCAUUACUUUCUAGAAGUAAUUUAAACUAAUACAUUGUACCUUUUAUCAUAGAUCUGUACUUCAUGAAAUUAAACCUAAGUAAUGAAUAUGUUUCUUUAUUUUGCAUCUUUAUAGUAGUAUAUUUCCUCUCAAAUUUCCAAUGACCUUGGUGGAAAUUAUGCACUAAUAAUACAUCAUAUAAUCCACUUUUCAAGUUAUAGAAUAAAAUUGAUUUUAUGGUGACAAUUAAGCCGUUAUAACAUGGGGCUAUUCCCAAAAUUAAACACUAUAAUACAGACCUUGACAGAUUUAUUUAAAAAUCAAGAAUCAGAAAUAAUAUUAAUGCACCUGUUACAUGCUUUCUUAGCAGCCAGGCAAGGGGGGCUAAAUUUAGUUAAAGGUAGAACAAUUAGUAAAGUUAGGCCCCACUUCCUUUUUUCUGUGAAGUCAUGCUGUUAUAGGUGUAUUUAAAUGUUAUGCUGCCCUAGGCAUAGGGAAAUCUGCUGCACCCUGAACACCCCUCCACAACCAUUUUAACUCAUAUUUGCCUUAUAUAUUUCUUACAACUGAGAGCACAGGAGUAGAAAGUCAUAAUUCCAUAGAUCUACACCUCCCUAAUACUGCUGCCCUAGGAACAUACCUAGUUGGCCUAGACCAAAAUUCAUCACUCCCUGCUGUAAUAUAAUAGCAAUGAAAACAUUUAUUUUGUGGUCUUACAUAGGCUUUUGUGUUACGGUACACAAAUGCUUCUAUUUCCAUUUAGAAAUGACAGAUUUCCAUGGCACUAAGACACUAUCUAAUUUGGUGCCACUUUCAGAGGGUACAGUAAUGUUAUGUAUGUAUUUCUUAGCCAGGCCGAGUACAGUGAAAUUGCAUUUCCACAAAAAAUGAGAUUAUUUAUACAGUAUGUGCACAUAAGCUACCACCUUAAAGACACUGACAGCUAUGAUGGUCAUUUAGUCAAACUUACAUUGUCCUAAAUCUGUUUGAUACACAGUGAAGUUGCUUCUCAGUCCUAGGGAAGGGUGCAAUGGUCCCAUAAAAUGUGGAUGGGUUAUUUUAUAUUUCUAAGAAAAAAUCGAUAAGGAUAUAGAUGUUUUCAAUGUGUUGCAGACCCUUAAAACAGGACCACAACAUGGUAAACAGGUUGUUCUGCCUUUCAUGUAUUAAUGUAUCAUAAAUUAAUAUUUAUUUAACUAUGUUUUUUUAAUUAUCAAAUAUUAGCAGUAGAGAUGAAAUAAUUUAUGUUCUUUGUGUCUUGUUAUUAUGAUGUGAUUUUAAUGAAUGAAAUGUUAAAUAUUUGGCACUGUGUCUAAGUGUAGAACAAUUUAUGUCUGUAUAUAUGUAUAUGAAUCUAACACAUUAAUCAAGGCUUACAGAGCUACAAGCUUCCCUUCUGACACACUUAAAGGGGCAUAAAUGUAAAGUAAUAUGCUGGGGCUGUAGAGCGCUAGAAUACUAUUUAACCCACUUUGUCAAAUAAGUGCAUAAAAAAGUCUGCUUUAGCCUUUAUUAAACUUGUACAUAUUUGUGUACUGAUCCCAAACCAUACUUAGCCACUGAUUGGUACACUAUUGUGCAUGAUAUUGAUUGACAGGGAAGUUGCACCAAUCAGUGAGUGUGUAGGCUCCUAGAUCAGCAUUGGGAAUGUGCACAAGGUGCAGUGUUAGAUAGAAAUAGCAAACAGACCUAAUGCAAAGUAUAUUAACAUAGUACAGGGUAUAUUAGAGUUGUGCAGCCCUAGCAUAUAGAAAUUUAUUAUUUGGGGAAGAUGAUGCUUAUAAGUAGUUAAAAAAAAUGUAAGCUGUUCAAGAGAUAGAAUGAGUGAGUCACAAGAUAAAAAAGCAAAAUAAUUUAAAUAUUUGCAGGACCAACAGGUGUUGUGAGGGGGAAGUGAUGGUUCUCCUUUUUAUCUUAUACAGUAAUAAUGGUAAGGAAUUUGCUUAUCAAAUGACUUAGCAAAUAGUACAACUCACAGAUGAUACUUUAGUUGGCACUCAUAUUCCUGUCAAUACUUACCUCUUGAGUAGAUACAUGUGGUAUAAAAUAUACCUUCAGGAUAUGUCGAUGCUAUAGUCCACUAUGUGCAGAGUGCAAUAGGCUUAGAUUUAAAAAAGAGGAUUGUGGGAAACAUGCAUAUGUUAUACAACUGUAAAAUUGUAUGGCCUUGUAUCAAUCUGUCACUUUUCCAUUUCACGUAAAAUGCAUGAGGGUCAUACAGAAUUAUUUAACCUUAUUUGAAAUUUUAUGUAUUUUCAAUUAAUGGAAUAAUCUGUUGGUAAAAUAAUUGAAGUUGCAUUGUUGCUACAAUAGAAUUAAAAAAAAGCUGUAAAAUAACUGCUGAGUGCCUCAUUGUUUUAAUCUAAUUGUUCUUUGAAAGUACUGUUGCUCAUUGAAAUAACUGGGUUCAGAGGCCCAACUAAAAAUGUUUUUUUUUCUUUUCAAAAGGCUUGGUGAUAUUGAAAUAAACAAACCUUUUAAUUAUGUAUUUGUAUAAAAUACCCAAAUACCUCUAAAGUUAGAGCAAUCUCUUCUCCAAUCACAUAUCUUCCUUACCAUAUGGCCCAAUUCACUAUAUGACCCUUGGCACUGGCCCAGUGCUGUCUGUCUUGUAAAUGUGAUGUGUAAUUCUUCUGAGUGUUUGGGGCGUGGGGUUGUGCAGUUUGGGGCUCCUUAAUAUGUUAACCCUUCCUUCCUAAGAGCAGCCAGCAAAAUAUUGCAUUGCAAAUCUGGCCACACUGACAGGAAAAUGGUUAAUGUUCUGAUAAGGGGCUCUGUGGUCAGGAAAAAUGAAUCAAUUAAUAAAUAUGGCAGUUAUGAAAAUAAAAA